This is a messenger RNA of Notechis scutatus (mainland tiger snake), 1481 nucleotides long. Its product is annotated as serine protease 27-like. Gene Ontology annotation, molecular function: serine-type endopeptidase activity. Gene Ontology annotation, biological process: proteolysis. The record is from RefSeq and is a predicted model, not a curated record. NCBI's taxonomy places the organism in Eukaryota, Metazoa, Chordata, Lepidosauria, Squamata, Elapidae.
UUUCUCUUACCUUCAAUAGCUGGCUGCUAUAAGAUAAUUGUCAAUAUUACUCCAAAUUACUUAAACCAUUUCACCCCACCCAGAGGUGAAGAUAGAAUAGUUGGGAUAACUUGAUUUACAGCCUGUGAGUAGGAAGUUCAACUCGCCCCACUGAAAAUCUGGGGGUGGAGUGAGAGAAGGACAAUACUAAGCAGCUCAGGUCUCUUUGGCAGUCUGCUUGAUAUUAAGCAACAGUCAAGAGAUUGCUCCUUUUGUUCUCUGCAAGUCCUGGGUGCUUGACCUGAGCAUCACAGCCCAGUGUGCUGUUCCUCUGUACCUGAUCUGCAUUAGGAUUGGAUGACUGAACGUUGCUAGUUCUGGACAAUGCUGUGUCUCUGUUGCUCCCAGAUUGUGCUGCUAUUUCUGUUGCUGAAAGGUGUGGAAAACAGUGAUGCUCAAAAAGUCUGUGGGCACCCCAAAGUACAUUCCUCUCGAAUUGUUGGUGGGAAGAGAGCUGAAGAAGGGGAAUGGCCAUGGCAGGUCAGCAUACGAGAAAACAGACUUCAUGUAUGUGGUGGAAGUCUCAUUUCCUCCCAGUGGGUGGUGACAGCUGCUCAUUGCUUUAACGGGCCACUAGUUGCAUCCAAGUAUCGAGUACAUCUGGGAGAGUAUGAACUCCCCAAACCAGCAUCCACCAUGGUCUCAUCUGCUAUAAGCCUGAUUGUAGUACAUCCAUAUUAUGCUGGAGUUGGGCUGAGUGCUGAUAUUGCGUUGGUGAAACUAGAGGAGCCUGUCAUUUUCUCCCGAACCAUCUUGCCUAUCUGCUUAUCCACUGUUGCAGAUCCUGAACCUUUCCCUGUAGGGAUGAUGUGCUGGGUCACUGGCUGGGGGGACCUCUAUCCAGAUGCCUCUUUCGUCACUCGGACUCUGCAAAAAUUGGAAAUGCCAAUCCUAGAUGUUGAUAAGUGUGAUGAAAUGUACCAUAAUGACUCCAGCAGCUCUGACAUAGAUACUGAAGUUUUGCCAAAAGACUACAAGCUAAUUUAUGAUGACAUGAUCUGUGCUGGAUAUCCAGAAGGAAAGAAAGAUUCUUGCCAGGGUGACUCUGGGGGACCCCUGGCCUGCAAGUUGAAUGGUACAUGGUUUCUAGCCGGCAUUGUGAGCUUUGGGGUGGGUUGUUCUGAACCCAACCGACCUGGAGUCUAUACCAGAGUAACUUCUUAUACGGACUGGAUUCAACACACUAUAGAAAAAAACUCAGUUUCUAAUGAUGGUGUCCCUCAUGCCAGUGGGAUUCCUGUUGUCUUUGUUUUAAUUUUUCUCCUGAGCACUUUCCAUGUAAGUGCUGUUGAUUUAUAAUCAGUUGGAAAUGUAAUUGUAACACAAGUUGCACAUAGCACUUGAUAUAAUAUUACCAUUCAACUACAGGGGGGAAAAUAUAACCUGCAUUGUGCAUAGUGAAAAGUUUCCUGGAUAUCUGACUAUAUUAACCUCCUGUUAUC